Molecule: messenger RNA, 896 nt
Organism: Engraulis encrasicolus (European anchovy)
Lineage: Eukaryota; Metazoa; Chordata; Actinopteri; Clupeiformes; Engraulidae
Gene: rnf5
Product: ring finger protein 5
Exons: 6
Coding region: 22-636 (204 amino acids)
Biological process (GO): ubiquitin-dependent protein catabolic process
Cellular component (GO): endoplasmic reticulum
Molecular function (GO): ubiquitin-like protein conjugating enzyme binding; ubiquitin protein ligase activity; metal ion binding
Source: RefSeq, a predicted model, not a curated record
GCUACCUUCCCGUAAACAAAAAUGGCGGCCGCAGAUCCAGGACCAUCGAAUGACGGCGGACCAGCUAGCAGAGGAGGAUACUCUGAAGAAAAGAGUAACGAGCAGCGAGAUGGCCCGAGCGGGACUGGUGGGGAAGGUGAACGAGACAGAGCCACUUUCGAGUGCAACAUUUGUUUGGAUACGGCCAGAGACGCUGUCAUCAGCCUGUGUGGCCACCUAUUCUGCUGGCCCUGUCUUCACCAGUGGUUGGAGACUCGGCCCACUCGGCAGCAGUGUCCCGUCUGCAAGGCCGGCAUCAGCAGGGACAAGGUCAUCCCUCUCUACGGCCGCGGCAACUCCAGCCAGGAGGACCCCAGGUUGAAAACACCUCCUCGACCUCAAGGGCAAAGGCCUGAGCCGGAGAGCAGAGGGCCGUUCCAGGGAUUUGGGGACACUGGGUUCCACAUGUCCUUCGGGAUCGGAGCCUUCCCCUUUGGCUUCUUCACCACCGUCUUCAACACCAACGACCCCUUCCACCGACCAGCCGCCGCGGAGCACCAGGGCAACAACGGGAAUCAAAACAACGGGAACAACUGGCAGGACUCCCUCUUCCUCUUCCUCGCCAUCUUCUUCUUCUUCUGGAUGCUCAGCGUGUAAGACAAAAGGACGCAAGUCUGCACAUUGGAAUGCACCCUAUGCAGUUUCCUUCCUCUGUAACUCAAAUACAAGGGGUGCAUUCCAAUAGGCAAGUGUGCGAGGGAGGACUGGAGUGCGCAUAUAGGAAUCCACCCAAGAUGCGCAUUAAAGAUGAAACCCGUUAAAGAGGAGAGGAGGAGAGGAGAAGGAUUGGAGGAGAUGCAAUUUAGGAAACUUUUACAAAGGACACACACGCGCACACACACACGCGCACGCACACA